AUGGCGGCUGGGGUGAAAAUCGCCGGAAAUCGCUCAAAAUACAUAGAGAUGAAUGGACUUGCUGGAUGUGAACUGUUGGAGGAUGGCAAACCAGGACCAAUGUUCAACAAGGAUGCUUAUAAUGGAGAGGAUGUAGAGGUAGAGUAUUAUGAUGCCAUUCAAGAUUCUCUUCACACCGAUCGGAAGUUGCCAGACAUGAACAGUUUCAUGUGGAAUCACUUCUCUCCAACGCGAUAUGGACUGAUUUAUCAUCCCAACUGCAUAAAAUUUCUAAAAGAACGUCUUGAAAAAGAAAAGAAGCGCGUGCUAAAGAAAGUAAAACCCAGAGUCAGGCUCCUUCGGCAGACACUAGAGGACUCCUCGGUUCGCCUAACUUGCCUGGCCACUGGUUUCUACCCCCGUCACAUCAACCUGACCCUGCUCAGAGACGGCCAGCCUGUGCCUGACCACCAGAUCACUGGGGGGGAGCUGCUACCUAAUGGAGAUGAGACGUACCAGAUGAGGAAGAGCCUGGAGGUCAGCACAGAGGAGCUACAGCAGCAUCACUACACCUGCACAGCUCAACACCUCAGUCUGGACAACAAACUGGACAUUGAUUUAGGUGGAGGCUCCCACUUGAGUGACUACUCGACUACAAGCACAGAGGACAUGCAGACAACCACAGCAAAAGAAGUGCCAAAGAACCCUAAGACAUAA
Molecule: messenger RNA, 696 nt
Organism: Engraulis encrasicolus (European anchovy)
Lineage: Eukaryota; Metazoa; Chordata; Actinopteri; Clupeiformes; Engraulidae
Product: major histocompatibility complex class I-related gene protein-like
Exons: 5
Coding region: 1-696 (231 amino acids)
Biological process (GO): immune response
Cellular component (GO): external side of plasma membrane
Source: RefSeq, a predicted model, not a curated record